Molecule: messenger RNA, 1905 nt
Organism: Adineta ricciae
Lineage: Eukaryota; Metazoa; Rotifera; Eurotatoria; Adinetida; Adinetidae
Source: the annotation of a GenBank genome assembly
AUGUCUAACUCAACCGUAAUUUCACUUCCUCAACCAUAUAUUGACGGCGAUCAUCCAGUACCUUCUAUAUCUAAACGCGUUAAAUCCGCAGGUACCCUAUCAUUUCGCAAUAUAAAGUAUACAUUGGGUGAUACAUUCGUCAAUGAUUUGCGAAGACAAUUUUGCAUACAUUCUCUCCAACCAGAUCCUCCGAAAAAGAUUCUCGACGACGUUUCCGGUAUAUUCAAAUCCGGAAUGAAUGCAAUUAUGGGUCCAACUGGAUGUGGAAAAUCUUCAUUGAUUGAUGUUCUAGCAGAUCGCAAGGAUCGAAAAGGUCUUUCCGGUGAUAUAUUUCUUGAUGGCUUACCGAUUUCAUCUACAUAUAAGUACAUGACUGGUUAUGUUGUCCAAGAUGACAUUAUUUGUGGUACACUUACGAUCCAAGAGAAUAUUAUGUUCGCUGCUAAUACACGUCUCGGAUCACAUGUUUCAAUGGCAGAACGUAGAACUCGUGUGAACCGAAUUAUUGAUCAACUUGGACUGACACAUCGUGCGGAUACAAGAAUAGGUACUGAAUUUUCGCGAGGUGUAUCCGGCGGAGAACGAAAGCGAACAUGUAUCGGAAUGGAAUUGGUUCUUCAACCGAAAAUCUUAUUUCUAGAUGAACCAACUACAGGAUUGGAUGCAUCAACAGCACGAAAUGUUAUGAAAUUGUUAAGUCGACUAUCUAAACGAGGACAUACCAUUGUAUUUUCAAUUCAUCAGCCGCGUUAUUCGAUAUUCAAACUAUUCGAUCGAGUGGUUGUAAUGUGCAAAGGCAAAAUUGUUUAUAACGAUUCGCCACACUCAAUUUUACCGUACUUCCUUCAACAAGGUUUUAAACGUGAUGAAAAUGACAACCCUGCUGAUUUUGCAUUAGAUAUUCUCAUCGAAGCGAAUCAGAAUGAUGCAGUUUUCUACAAGCUCGUUCGACGUUAUCAAAAAACACCUGUCUAUCAACGAAUACCCUUCGAAAUCGAUGAACAAUUACGAAUCGCUGCUGCUACUGAGCCUCCUGUUAUUAUGAAAAAAAACUUUCGAAAAUCCUUCGCAAAAGAAUUAUUCUACAUAUCAAAACGAACGUUGACCAAUACCAUUCGGAAUCCGUCGCUAUUUUUGUCACAAAUCGUCGUGGCGGUUUUUGUCGGUUUACUGAUUGGUCUUGUCUUCUUCGAUAUGGAUAAAACAGUUGAUCCAGGUGUUCAAAAUCGAUUAGGUGCGAUCUUCAUGAUUGUUUCUAGUCAAAUCUUAGCAACCGUUACUGCAAUCGAACCUUUGGUCAAAGAACGUGCUCUAUUCAUUCACGAAAUUGUUAGUGGAUAUUAUCGAAUUCCAACAUUUUUCGUAACAAAACUUGCUUGUGAUAUGCUUCCGUUACGAAUCGCUCCGUCGAUUAUAUUCUCUAUUAUUGCUUAUUUCAUGACUGGACUUCAGCGUAGUGUCAAUCAAUUCUUUAUUUUUCUUCUCACGAUCUUCAUGUGCAGUCUAUUUGGAUCAGCGAUAUGUUUUUUCUUUUCUGCGCUACUUCCUCUGUUCGCCGUUGCGUUGAUUAUCGUCGUACUUAUUUUCGUAGUUAUGAUGGUAUUUUCUGGCUUUAUUGUUGAUCUAUCCAGCUUAUACAGUUGGAUCUCGUGGAUGAAAUGGCUUAGUGCAUUUCGAUAUGCAUCGAAUAUGUUAACAAUCAAUGAAUUUCGUAAUAUCACUUUCUGUUUAGCGAAUGCCACAUCGAUUUGUCCAACGGUUGGAACUGACAUAUUGAAUAAUAAACGAAUCGAUUACGACACACAUUGGGAUAGGUGGCAAAAUAUUUUAGCACUAGCGAUCAUGUCAGUCGUGUUUUUUCUUUUAGCUUUCAUUCAGCUUAUUCUGAUGAAGAAAACAAAAUAA